This is a messenger RNA of Tachysurus vachellii, 2835 nucleotides long. RefSeq names its product fibronectin type III domain-containing protein 7-like. Bases 1 to 2835 code for a protein of 944 amino acids. The transcript has 12 exons. Gene Ontology annotation, molecular function: protein binding. The record is from RefSeq and is a predicted model, not a curated record. NCBI's taxonomy places the organism in Eukaryota, Metazoa, Chordata, Actinopteri, Siluriformes, Bagridae.
AUGAUACCUGCAUACCAGUGGGACGUAGCCCGUGGAGCUGGAAAGUAUGUGGUCUAUGCAGUGGGUAGUCAAGGAUACAAAUCCAACUUUAGCACCACAGACACCACCUUUGAUUUCUCAGAUCUGCGCUGUGGUCAGGACUAUAAUAUCACAGUUGUCGCAGAGAAUAGUUCUUGCAGGUCUCAGCCCAGCCAACCCUUCAACGUGUCUACAGGGCCAUGUCCCCAGUCGACUCCUCGUGUCUUGCUGGACUGCAGUAGUAACUCUGCUGUUGUUUCAUGGAGUCCUGGUUAUGGCAUUCUUUAUUACAACGCCUCAGCUGAUGCCAUGGAUGUGAAUGACCGUGUGACUUGCAGCACAACUGGAUCUUCCUGUAACAUAGCUCGCCUGCAGUGUGCUCAGUCCUAUCAUAUCCGUGUCACCGGUCAGGGCUAUACCUGCCCCAGCCCUGCCCAGGGGUGGGUGCCCGUUACCUCAGGCCCCUGUCCCCCAAAUCUGGUGUCUGUCCAGGUUCCUUGUGAGUCAAAUGUUAUGUCCAUAUCCUGGCAGACCUCUCAGGGUUCUGUCUCUUACCUGGCUGUUGCUCAGAGCAGCAUGGGACAAAGGUUCAAUUGCAGCAGCAAUGGGACAACAUGUGACAUUCCUGGUCUCCAGUGUGGACAGACAUAUGAGGUAUAUGUGUCAGGAGUGGUUGGAACGUGUAUAGGACCAAAGAGCCAAAGCCAGAUUGUCAAAACCGCUCCCUGCGUGCCUCAGAACAUCCAGGUGAUACUCGCGUGUCAAUCAACAGUGCUUAACGUUACUUGGCAGCAGAGCGGAGGAGCCACUCAGUACAGAGCCAUGGUGGAGACCAGUGUUGGUCAAAUAAUUUACCAAGUUACAGAUAAGCUCUUCUUCACAGUUUCCAAUAUCCUUUGUGGUAUGACCUACAAUGUGACAGUGGUAGCCCAGAACGAUAAGUGCAACAGCAGCCGCAGUUCUGUACAAAGUGCCAUCUCAGCUCCAUGUCCUCCUCAGGCCGUCAGCACAAACAUAAUCUGCAGUUCCAACACUAUCUCAGUAAACUGGACCUCCAGCACGGCUGGAGUCAGCUACCUGGCACAGGCUGUUUCUUCAAAUGUCUCUUACACCUGCAGUAGCACAUCCACAUCCUGCACCAUCAGUGUGCCAUGUGGCAGAACCUACAUCGUUUCUGUAAUACCAAGUCAAAAUGGCUGCAAUGGAGUCAGUUCGGCGUCUAAAAGUAUUCAAGCAGCUCCAUGUGUCCCCACCUUGACAAGUGUGCAGAUGGACUGCCUGUCCAACUCAGCUUGGGUGGCGUGGAACACAUCAGCGGGUGCAGCGUAUUACACUGUUCUGGCAACAGACAAUUACAGACAGCGCUUUCAGUGCAACUCCAGUGACAGCACGUGUGCAGUCGCUGGGUUACAGUGUGGAAAGAAUUACAGUUUCAGCCUCACCGCCAACAAUACACAGUGCAGCAGUGGAGUCAGCAACACCAUACAGUCUGAGACAGUACCAUGUGCCCCUGAGGGUGUGAAUGCGACGGUGGGUUGUGCCACGGGGACAGUGAGCAUGCAGUGGUUGCCCAGUGUUGGAGCUCUCGCAUAUACAGCCACACUUGAGCCACUGGUGGGCGUGGCUUCCUGCUGUUCUACUCUGAAUAAUAGCACGUCCUGUGAGGUCAGAUCCCUUCCCUGUGGUCAGUCAUACAUGAUGACUGUCACUGCAGCAGGACGAAACUGUAAUAGUUCUCAGAGCACGGCCAUAAUGGUACAGACAGCACCAUGCCAGCCACCAGGCCUCAAUGCCAGUGUGAGUUGCACUGAUAAUGUUGCGAGAGUGGGGUGGACGAGCAGCGCAGGAGGUCAGCUCUAUACAGUAAACGCUGUAAGCAUAAACGGAACAUUCACAGACAGUUGCAACGGCUUUGAUGGAACUUGCGACCUCAGAAGCCUGGUGUGUGGCCUGCAGUACACAGCUACAGUGGUGGCACGACACAGCGCCUGCACUAGCCUGCCGAGUCCCCCAACAAGUUUCAAGACAGUACCAUGUGUUCCACAAAACGUUAUCCUGGACUUGGACUGCCAAGCGCGCAACCUGACAGUGUCCUGGAACAAGAGCUCAGGGGCACAGUUUUACACAACCACCGUGAUGGACAGCAUGGGGCGCUCCACUAACUGCCAGAGCCUUUCUGACUGUUGCAGCAUUAGUGGGCUUUCCUGUGGAAACAUCUACCGUGCAAGCGUGGUCGCCUCUGAUUCGUCCUGCAGCAGCCAGAACAGCAGCAUUAAAAACAUAGACUCAGUUCCAUGUGCUCCCUAUAAUAUCUUGGCUCAGAUGGACAUUCUAACAGGCACAGCUAUACUCUCAUGGUCUUUGAGUGCCGGUGCAUUGAGGUAUAAGACCAUAGCGGUGAGCAGCACCUCAGGAUCCAGUGUCUCCUGCAAUACUAAUCAGACAAACUGCAUCCUGAACAAUCUGUUAUGUGGAGACAAGUACAAUGUCACAGUCCAGGCCAUUGGAAGCACUUGCAGUAGCUCUGCUUCCAUGACUCGAUACCUUCAGACAGGACCAUGUGUUCCACUGCUAGUGAGUGUGAGCUACACACCACCUGUCGCUCUGCUCCUAUGGGACACGACCCGAGGUGCUGAUAACUACACUGCACGGGCCGUGUCACUGCAGGGCUUACAGUCAUCUUGCUCGACCACUGACACCUCGUGUGUGCUCAACAGACUGAACUGCAGCCAAAGCUACAACAUAACUCUGACUGCCUACAGCAAUAUCUACCAGGAUGGGGUCCCGUCCAAUACGCUUACAUUCAACACAGGUUAG